Molecule: messenger RNA, 1960 nt
Organism: Apis cerana (Asiatic honeybee)
Lineage: Eukaryota; Metazoa; Arthropoda; Insecta; Hymenoptera; Apidae
Product: lipase 3
Molecular function (GO): hydrolase activity, acting on ester bonds
Source: RefSeq, a predicted model, not a curated record
UUUUUUAUUUUCAUAAAAACAUAAAUUUUAAAAGUAUUAAGUAAUAACAACGCAUGCGUGUAAUUGGUAUCUCAGGCACUUCAAUGUGCUCAUGACAGUUAACACAAUAUGUUAUCGUAAAUAUCUUUUGAGAUUUAAAUCUAUGAAGUUAUGAAGUUAUAUCUUGAAAAUUUAAAUUACUUUGAUAUUAUUUUGAUAUUUCUCGAUCUUUCUAUAUUUGGAUAAUUAUUGCAUUCAAAAUUUUAAUUUUUUAAAAUCGAUUCGUAAAAAAAUAAAAUCAAAUAAUAGAUAAAGAGAAAUAACAAGAAGAAAAAAGAAUCAUUAUUGGUGAAAUUUCUCCAUCACAAAAACUCAAUCUUUCAGUUACUCAUAUAAUGAAUGCAACCAAUCAGGAUGAAAUUUAUAUGACAACACCAGAAUUAAUUACAGCCCAUGGUUAUAAAUCAGAAACACAUCAUAUUUGGACAGAAGAUGAAUAUUGUUUAGAUAUACAUCGAGUUCUACCAAAAUCAUAUCAAAAUUCUACUUACAAUUAUGGAAGUUGUGAAAUCUCAACAAAAGGACCUAUACCUGUUCUCAUUCAUCAUGGAUUACUAUCAAGUUCAGCUGAUUGGGUAUUAUUGGGUCCAAAGAAAGCUCUAGCAUAUAUUUUAUGUGACAACAAUUAUGAUGUUUGGUUAGGAAAUGCAAGAGGCAAUGCAUAUUCUAGAAAACAUAAACAAUAUACAACUAAAGACAAAGCAUUUUGGGAUUUUAGUUGGCAUGAAAUUGGUUAUUAUGAUUUACCAGCAAUUAUAGAUUAUAUUUUAGAGCAUACUGGAUAUAGAAAGCUCUAUUAUAUAGGUUACAGUCAAGGUACAACUGCAUUUUAUGUAAUGGCUAGUGAAAAAUCUGAAUACAAUCAAAAAAUUAAAGGAAUGGUCAGUUUGGCACCAAUAGCAUUUCUCUCAAACCAGAGAAGUCCUUUAUUUAAAUUUAUUGUUCAUUUUUAUGGAUUAAUGGAGUGGGGAUCUUCUUACUGCAAUGUACACCAAUGGUUCCCCAGAAAUAGAUUACAAGCACAAACUUUGAGUACAAUAAUUCGAAAUGCUCCAGGCAGUCUUACUAAAGGUUUUUGUGUAUGCUGGUUUUCUUUAAUUGCUGGAUUUGGUAGUGAUCAGUUAGACAAAUCUAUGUUACCAUUAAUUUUGGGACAUUUUCCAGCUGGAGCUUCUGCAAAACAAAUUAUUCAUUAUAGUCAGAGUAUAUUAUCAGGAUCAUUUCGUAAAUUCAAUUAUGGAGCAACAGAAAACCUAAAAAUUUAUGGAUCAACACAACCACCAAAAUAUGAUCUUGAGAAAGUAAAAACUCCAAUUGUAAUAUUUUAUAGUGAAAAUGAUUUUCUUACCGAUCCUAUAGAUGUAAAAAAACUUAUUGAUAGACUGCCAAAUAUUAUAGACACAAAAAAAAUUGAAUAUGCAAAAUUUAAUCAUAUUGAUUAUUUAUGGGGUAGAGAUGCUAGAACACUUCUCUAUGAUACUGUUUUAACAGUUCUACAAAACUUCAGAUAAAAAAAGUUCUUAUUAAAUUUAUUAUUAACAGUGAUUUAUACAAAAUAUUAAAAUUAACAAAUAUAUUUAAAAAAAUAAAUAUUUUUUAUUGUUAUUUAAUAUUUUCUUUAUUAAUUUAUUAGUAAAACUUGAUAUAAAAAAAAGAAAUUGUAUGAACGUUAUAUACGAAAUAUAAUUAUUUAUUUAAAUUAAUUCAUAAUUAAUUUUUUUUUAAUAUUUAUGAAUAUAAUUUUAUGAAUAAUAUUUAUGAAUGUGAUUUUAAAAUUAUAAAAACAAAUAAGAAAAAAAAAUAGCUUAAUAUAUUCUUUAUAUAAAAAAUAUAUAUUUUUCAUAAUGUGUUAUUUCUUUUAUAAUUUAUUUUGUAGAUAAAUAAAAAUGAAAUAAAAUUUUAUAAAAUUAUAAGAAAAAAA